This is a messenger RNA of Angiostrongylus costaricensis, 978 nucleotides long. The record is from the annotation of a GenBank genome assembly. Lineage: Eukaryota; Metazoa; Nematoda; Chromadorea; Rhabditida; Metastrongylidae.
AUGAGCUUCGCAGGUCGCCGCCCUAUGCUCAUUAAGGAAUUACCACCAACGGCCCGUUCGUCUGCGAACGUUCGAGGCCAGCGGUCGCGCGAUAAUACACCACUCUCAUGGAAUGAGUUCUUCGAUGACUGUUGCAGUGUUGACGUUGACGGUGACACCUUCAACGUCUAUCGUAAGGUAUGCCAUGGCUCACUUAUUAACGCGUAUGCUCCUGAAGGAACAUCUGGUCCAGUAUUUUACCUCUUGCAUGGUGGCGGAUACUCAGGAUUAACUUGGGCUUGUCUUACUGCAGAACUUAGCUCUCGCAUUCAAUGUCAAAUAUUAGCGCCUGAUCUUCGUGGGCACGGUCAAACGCGUGUUAAGGACAAGUCAGAUUUGUCAGCUCAGCAACAAACGAGGCAUAAUGGAAAGAAAUUGUAUUGGGUCCCACGCGCGCUGUCCGUAUUGUCUUCCUUACCUCCUCUGCAUAUGUAUGGUGAUAGCAAUCCACAUGUGCUAAUUAAUUUAAACAAAUACUAUUUUUAUUGCAGCAUGGGCGGUGCUCUGGCUAUUCAUGUAGCAGCUACCACUGAAAUCCCAAAUAUGGUGGGAUUAGUUGUUAUUGAUGUUGUUGAAGGGUCGGCUAUGGAUGCACUUAGCGGCAUGUACACAUGGCGAAUCGACUUGACGACAACGGAGCCAUUUUGGGUGGGCUGGUUUCAAGGAUUGUCGUCGAAAUUUCUGUCGUGUUUACCUCCAAAACUGCUUGUGCUGGCUGGAAUUGAUAGGCUCGACAAAGAACUUACAAUUGCUCAAAUGCAAGGAAAGUUUCAAAAUACUAUCCUACCGAAAGUUGGUCAUGCAGUUCAAGAGGACAGUCCUGAUCGGUUGGCUGACGAGUUGGCUCGAUUCGCGAUUCGCAAUAGGUUUGCCGAAGCUCUCCCAGGUGUGAACAUAGCAGCUGCUCGCCCAAUGAUGGGAAUGGGAAUGAUGAUCUAG